This is a messenger RNA of Drosophila sechellia, 398 nucleotides long. RefSeq lists its product as uncharacterized. The record is from RefSeq and is a predicted model, not a curated record. The coding region runs from base 60 to 398 and encodes 112 amino acids. Lineage: Eukaryota; Metazoa; Arthropoda; Insecta; Diptera; Drosophilidae. The transcript has a single exon.
ACAUCAAAAUUGUUAACACAAGAAAAUCGAUUUAAGUUUUGGAAUAUCUAAAUAUAGUAAUGGGCGUUUUAGCAACCGCUCAUAUGAUCCACAUUGUGUGCGUUGCCCGCUGGCGACGUGAGACAACAGCGGAUGAUCACAUUCCGGGAUUGCAUCGCCGACAGGAGAUCCAGUUUACAGGACACGAUUCCAAUUCCGGUCGCAGCGAUGUCGACUAUAGGACCAUGACAUCCGUCAAAUAUCUGGAAUCCGUGGGGUCUAUUCCACAAGCGCAGAAAUUUAACCGCCUAUUCAGAUAUUGGUGGCCAUUGAAUGUAUGCAACGAUAUCCGACAGAAGUUUCCUCUGAUUAUCGAAAACUCGACACGUCCGUCAAGUAGCUGUGGAUGCCAAGGAUGA